CUCCAACUUUAAAAUACAACUCUGUGACGUAGAUAAUAGAAAUAAAUAAUUUAUAAUACAAGUAUACAACUACUAUAAUACUAUGGCUUUGAGGUGUUACACUGUUACAGUUGUUAUUCGGUGCCCGGUGGCGCGGUCUUAUAUAACAUGGAAUUCACUGGACAGUGGACACUGAAUUUGAAAUCACAACGGAAUAUGGAAGGCGUGUAGCCGUGUAGGUCAAAGAUUAGUCAAUAAAUAUUCAGUUUAUUCGGCAUAAAAUAGUGAAUUAAAAGUGAUUUUACUUUUCAACUAAUACUGUAUAGUGAUUAAUGAGUGAGUCACUGAUAAAUAUAUUAAUGGUUGUGUUAAAUUAAAUUUUCAUAAAUAUUUUUCUUUAAAAUAUAUAAUUUAAAGUUGUCAAUCUGUUUGAAUGUCAAAUUGUGUCUUUUAAACAUAUUAUAUAUAAUCAUUUAUUAUUGUCAUCUCUUGCAUUUCUUUAACACCAUGGCAGUUGCUAGUAAAAUAUUAAAAACAAUAGACACAUCAUGUCAUGAAUAUAUGCACCCGUGGGUGUCUUCAUGUUCCGACGCAAGUGCCGGUGUACUUAUUCAUUCGAUCCAAGCUUCCUUUCGAAUUUAUGUCACCACGUACAUGUUGACUUUACUGAUGAAAGGUCGCAAGCCGACUAAGAAGGAACUCAAACGUACUCUGUUAAGCAUUAUACAGUCGACCGCUUUUCUGUCAUGCCAUGCAUUUGGUUUUUCUUCUGGUGUGUGCUUAUUAAGAAGAUUGUUUGGGAAAUUCAAUGUACUAAGUGUGGCAUUUGUUCCAUGUUUUCUAUGUAGUCUAGUCGGUAUAUUAAUUGAAAGACCAUCAAGACGAGGAUUACUAAGUUUAUAUGUAACAAAUGUUGCCUCAGAAACAUUCUAUAAUAUGAUGGUUGAUAGAGGCAUUAUAAAUCCAAUUCCUUAUGGAGAUUUGUUCAUAUUUGGGUCAUCAAUUACACUACUUCUUUAUUUUUUUAGAGGACAGCAUAAUAAAACAGAUUCAAUAUAUUCUCUUUUAAGGUUUGUUGUCGGUCCUUCUGAAGAAAAUGAUUAUACAAAACCAUUGUUAUCUCCUCAAACACCCCAGUUAGAAAAAUUAAAUCAAGAUACUAUUCGACAAACAAUUACUGAUAUACAUCAAGCUUACUGUACUAUAGACAGUAAAUUAAAGACAAUUUGGACUAAUGAUGUAUGUCCACAUGCUUAUGGGUGUUUACAUUAUGUUCUUAGUUCAGGAACAAGAUUAUUUUUAGUUGGUUAUACACUACAAUUAACUUUGAAGUCAUUGUUACAAGCCAAUCGAAUUUUACGUAAACCGAGUUAUAUUUUAAAACUAAUGAUAUCGCCAGAUACAUUUAGUUUAGGAGCUUUUCUUGGAGGAUUUUCUUCUAUUUAUAGAAUUGUAUCAUGUGUAAUGAGAAGAUUAUUAGGCAAAGAUUCAAAAUACAUAUGUAUUCCUGCAGGAUCAUUAGCUAGUCUCACUUUUUGUUUGUAUCGUAAUAACACAAUUGCUUUAUAUGUAAUGUUGAAAACAUUACAGAUAAUGUAUAUUAAAGGAUCUAACGAUGGACUGUUUCCUGAUUUACCUCAAGCGAAUAUAUUCUUUUAUUGUUUUUCUACGUCUAUUUUAUUUCAUGCAGCUAUACUAGAACCACAUAAUCUACGACCAUCAUAUUGGAAAUUCUUACAGUCUGUAUCUGGAGGAUGUAUAGGAUUAGUUGAUCGACAUUGUUUAGACACAUUUGGUCUCAAAUCAAGUGAAUCACUUGAAAGAGUAUUAAAAAAAUAUAAACCAGUUCCAUUACAGGUUUUUAAAUUUUAAAUUUAUGCUAUUUAAUUGAGGACAAAAUAUUAGCAUGGUUAAUGGUGUAUAUAAUAAUAUAUGGUAGUGUUUUAAAAUAUAUGUUAAUGUUGUUAAAUGUUUUUUUUUACGGGAAAAAGUUUUGUUUUUAAAUAUUUAUUUUUGUAUACUUUCUGUUUGAUAAUUCAGAUUUUUAUAUUUUUUAAAUAAGAUCUUUAUAAAUAAAUCAGUGUUGUGUUCUAACAUAA
This is a messenger RNA of Aphis gossypii (cotton aphid), 2078 nucleotides long. Its product is annotated as transmembrane protein 135-like. The record is from RefSeq and is a predicted model, not a curated record. The transcript has 9 exons. Bases 487 to 1851 code for a protein of 454 amino acids. NCBI's taxonomy places the organism in Eukaryota, Metazoa, Arthropoda, Insecta, Hemiptera, Aphididae.